This is a messenger RNA of Thlaspi arvense, 2955 nucleotides long. The record is from the annotation of a GenBank genome assembly. Lineage: Eukaryota; Viridiplantae; Streptophyta; Magnoliopsida; Brassicales; Brassicaceae.
AUGGUAGUAGGAUUCCUAUUUAAUUUUGUAAUUAACGAGAGUCCCUUAUCAACGAAAAAUAAAAGAACAAGGAAAGCGUCCAAUCGUCUUCUUCCUCUGAUAAUGACUCUGCGAGGAGGCUUGCCGCUUCUCCACCAGCAGUUCACGGCGCUGUUCAAGAAGAAUCUGCUGCUAUCAUGGAGGAACAAGAGCGCCACGUGUCUCCAACUCUUCUCCUCGUUCUUCUUCAUCCUUGUCAUUUUCUGUAUCCAGGAAGCGAUGAAGGCGAACGAUCUAACCUCGACGAGGCACAAAAAUGUCACCGACCCUAAGGCAUUAGUCUCACCUCCGAUUCCACCUUGUGAGGAUAAGUUAUUCGUGAGACUUCCCUGCUAUGACUUCCUCUGGAGUGGGAACCAGAGCCGUCGUGUCACUGACAUUGUCUCUGCUAUCAUGACCAACAAUCCGGGAAGACCAAUUCCGAGCAACAAGGUUCAAUCAUUCAAAGGGCCUGAGGAGGUAGAUUCAUGGCUUCUGUCACAUCCUUUGCAAGUCCCAGGAGCUUUGCAUUUUGCAGAAAUGAAUGCUUCUGUAAUAAGCUAUGGGGUUCAGACAAAUUCCUCGUCGGUGAAAAGACGUGGUCGUGUUGAAGACCCAACCUUUAAGUUCCUUGUUCCUCUCCAAAUCGCUGCAGAGCGUGAGAUCGCCAGGUCUUUAAUCGGAGAUCCAAAGUUUAGUUGGGGUUUUGGAUUCAAGCAGUUUGCGAGCCCAGCUAUCAGUGGAACCGUAACUACUUCUGCAAUAAGUAUUAUGGGGCCGGUCUUCUUUCUUGCUUUCUCCAUGCUUGGUUUCGUCACCCAGCUCGGUUCUUUGGUUACCGAGAAAGAGCUUAAACUCCGGCAAGCGAUGACAAUGAUGGGAGUUUUCGACACAGCUUACUGGUUCUCAUGGCUCACAUGGGAAGGAAUCCUCACCUUUGUCUCCUCACUCUCCUUGGUCCUCUUUGGAAUGAUGUUCCACUUCAGUUUUUUCUUAAAGAACAGCUUUUUUGUAGUCUUCCUACUUUUCUGGCUUUUUCAGUUGAAUAUGAUUAGCCUAGCGUUCGUGCUCUCGGCUUUCAUUAGCAAAUCAUCUUCAGCAACAACCAUCGGUUUCCUUGUGUUUCUGGUUUCUUUCAUCACACAGAUUGUAUCAGAUAGUUUCCCUUAUUCGAGCGGACAUUCAGUUACUAGCCGCGUGGUUUGGUCAUUCUUUCCACCGAAUACUUUUUCUAAAGGUGUGCAGAUUCUUAUUGAGGCAAACUCAACUCCUGGAGUCUCUGGAAUUAGUUGGAGUGAAAGAUCAGUAUGUAGAUCAGCCGCAUGCUUUCUUACAAUGAAUAAAAUCUUCAUAUGGCUUUCGGGGACAUUUCUUUUCUGGUUUCUUCUAGCUGUCUACUUAGACAAUAUUAUUCCCAAUGCAUCCGGUGUUAGAAAAUUUGUCUUCUACUUUCUAAAGCCUAGUUAUUGGACUGGCAAAGAGGGAAACAAAGUGCAAGAGGGGAGCAUUUGUAGCUGUAUUGGUUCAGUUCCUCCCGUAGAGCAUGUAACGCCAGAGGACCAAGAUGUGCUUGAAGAGGAGACAUUAGUCAAACAACAAGCAAUAAAUGGAACAGAUGAUGCUAACAUUGCAGUUCAGAUACAUGGUCUUGCAAAGACAUAUCCCGGAACCACAAAGCUCGGAUGCUGCAAAUGCAAGAAGACUGCCCCUUUUCAAGCUAUAAAGGGUUUGUGGAUGAAUAUUGCCAAAGAUCAGUUGUUUUGUCUUCUCGGACCAAAUGGGGCAGGGAAAACAACUACUAUCAGUUGUUUGACUGGCAUAAACCCAGUUACUGCUGGUGAUGCUCUUAUUUAUGGUAAUUCCAUAAGAAGCUCUGUUGGUAUGUCCAACAUUCGUAAAAUGAUAGGAGUGUGUCCUCAGUUUGAUAUCCUGUGGGAUGCUUUGUCCAGUGAAGAGCAUCUCCAUCUCUUUGCUAGCAUCAAGGGGUUACCACCAUCAUCCAUCAAAUCGAUUGCAGAGAAGUUACUUGCAGAUGUAAAGCUGACAGGAGCAGCGAAAAUUAGAGCAGGAAGUUACAGUGGUGGAAUGAAACGCAGACUCAGUGUUGCAAUUGCACUCAUUGGUGAUCCCAAGCUGGUCUUUCUAGAUGAACCGACUACCGGUAUGGAUCCAAUCACAAGGAGACAUGUGUGGGACAUCAUACAAGAAUCAAAGAGAGGUCGUGCCAUCAUACUAACAACGCAUUCCAUGGAAGAGGCUGAUAUUUUAGGUGACAGAAUAGGGAUCAUGGCUAAAGGCAGGCUCCGCUGCAUUGGAACCUCAAUCAGGUUGAAAUCCCGCUUCGGCACAGGUUUCAUUACUACUGUGAGCUUCAUCGAAAACAAAAAUGACGAUGCCAAAACUUCAACUGAGCCAUUGAAAAGUUUCUUUAAAGAGCGCCUGAAAGCUGAGCCAAUAGAAGAUAAAAAAGCUUUCAUGACUUUUGUUAUCCCACACGACAAAGAGAAACUUUUGACGAGGUUUUUCGAGGAGCUACAAGAGAGGGAACAUGAAUUUGGUAUCUCAGACAUCCAAAUCGGGCUUGCAACUUUGGAAGAAGUGUUUCUGAACAUCGCAAGAAAGGCUGAACUAGAAAGUGCAACCGCUGAAGGAACCAUGGUUACUCUCGAGUUAGAGUCAGGCAUCUUAGUCGAGAUACCUGUGGGAGCAAGAUUUGUAGGGAUCCCUGGGACAGAAAACGCAGAGAAUCCCCGAGGAGUAAUGGUGGAAGUGUACUGGCAACAAGACGGGUCGGGAUCAAUGUGCAUCUCUGGACACUCGCCGGAUAUGCCGAUACCUGAGAAUGUUGCGGUUCUACAUGAACCAUCGUCACAAGUGUUGGGACUUGGGCAGCGACGAGUUCGGGGUACCGUGCUUGAUUAUGAACCUAACAAUUAA